CAGCGGCCGUCCACACUCAGUCCUAGUCUAGGUAAAUGGACCGUCGAUGCAGCACCACGGCUCACAAUAAACACAUCCAAGCCUUCAAAUCGAUUCCAUAUUCAUAACAACCGAGUAACCAAAAACCUAAACAAGCACACAUAUUACAGCUAUUUAUCAGUUACGCAUAUUACUCGAGUAGGAGCAAUGUCCCUCUUUGUUCCCGGAUCACACACAGCGGGGUAAACUGAACGCCUCUCCCUUCAGUGCAGCUGCAGGCUCCCUUCUCUCUCCCUGGUCCCCGCUCCGCGCAGGCGCGUUGCCUCCUCUGUGCGCUGUGCUGUUUGCAUUGUGUCUGAACUGCCGGCGAGCUUUAAAAAAUAUUAUACCCACCACGGCAAUGUCGGGCAGGUCGGUCCGCGCGGAGACCCGGAGCAGGGCAAAAGAUGACAUCAAGCGGGUUAUGGCCGCGAUCGAGAAAGUACGAAAAUGGGAAAAGAAAUGGGUGACGGUUGGAGACACAUCUCUGCGUAUCUACAAGUGGGUCCCAGUAACGGAACCCAAGUCAGCAGAAGAUAAAAGCAAAAAUAAGAAGAAGGGCAAAGACGAGAAGUAUGGCUCGGAGCUCACCACGCCGGAGAACAGUUCGUCCCCCGGGAUGAUGGACAUCCAUGACGACAACAGCAACCAGAGCUCCAUCGCGGACUCGUCUCCGGUCAAGCAGGAGAACAGCUGCAGCACCAGCCCCGCACCAGACGCCAGCACCCUCUCCUCCCACCGCGACAGCGACGCCAAGACUGACCAGAGCCCCGACAGCAAGAGAGGGAAGAGCCUGCCGUCAUCAGACAGUUCGGAGCGGGCGGCCAGUGUAAAGAGGGACGGCGCGGCUACGGACGAGAAGCACUCCCCAGACAGCAAAGCCUCUCAGGACCUGGAGGAGGAAGCCCCGCCCACUAAGAAGACCAAGCAGGAGUCUCCACCGCAGGACUUUGAGGAGAGCUAGAUGACUCUUCAGCGGGUCUACCACCCCUCCCUUUCUAAACGUCCUCCAUUAACUUUCUUCCUUUCUUUCUUUCUUUCUUUCUUUCUUUCUUUCUUUCUUUCUUUCUUUCUUUCUUUCUUUCUUUCCCCCCUUUUCCACCUGAACAACUCGGGAGAGAAUCUCUCCUCGUGUUCUGCUGUUUCCUCUUCCCCCUCCUCCACCUAUAUCCCCCAUCACCACAACACCCACCCGGAUGGAUAAUACCUCUACUGCCCACUCACCCUACCCCAUCCCCCCCUAACCCCACUCCCCCUCUGUGCUUCCUCCUAUCUUCUCCACACACUCACAAAAUGCCAAGUGAAGCCCUGACUCCUCCAGGCUUCCCCUCUCCCCCCACCUGCCCCGUCCCCCCCAUCCCCCGCCCGUCCCCCCGCCCGCCCCGACCGACCUGUGAGACGGGGUGGGAUGGGGUGUAGGAGCAGGGCUGCCAGGCCAGAAGAAGAAGAGACAAGCUGACCUGCAUCUGUGAUUUUAAAAACAAAAAACCUGAAUAAAUAACAAUGGGGCCGGGGCUUUUGACACUUUUAGAUAAAAUCAGCAAGAGUAGGGGUCAAAGGUCCGACUCCUGUCCCUCCCCUCCACCCACCCCCCUUUUUGAAAACAUUUAACUCUUUAAUGGUUUAGCUUCGGGAUGCACACAGAGGCUAGCCUGGUUAUCAGCGGCUCGUAGGAAACCUCUACAAUCCUCCGUGAUGGCCUCCUGGCAGACUUAUGUACUAUUACUGUUGUUUAGGGAAUCGUUAGGGUGUUUCUCAGGAGGGUCAAUGCACUGUUAUGGUAUCUCACAAGUGAUCACAGAUUGAGUUGCUGCUGUUAGUGGGUGUGUCUUGUUCUCCAUCCAUGGAAGGUCACGUUUUUUUUUCUUGACUUAUUUUUUUUAAUGAACCUAAGUUCUCAUUCAAAAAAGGAAGGAAGAAGGGGUACUGGUUGAGGCUGGCAUAGGUACCGCAGGUGUGCCUUCCGUUUGAUUAUGAUUAAGCGCAAUUUGUUAGGUCAUGAGCAAUUAUUUUUUAUAACUUACGAUUUUGUGCCAUAUUCUGUCUGUUUUUUGCUCAGAACCAUUUCGUCAUUGAAUUGUCUGAGCUAAAAUUUAUAAUUGUACUUUUUUUGCACACAUUUAAGACUGGAUUCGGAAAUGUUACACAAAACCCCUCUGGCUUGUGUUCUGUAUGUUAGUUGUGCGGACCAAAGGAGUUACAAUUCAUCUUAGGGCAUUUUGUCUUUAUGCAUACGCUGGUUAGUUAUCAGUUUCACUACACCGGUCGACUUUAUUAACGACUUCCACUCUCUGACUUGUGUAUAUAUCACUAGCUACACUUGACUAUACUCGCAGUCUCCGUAGAUCCACGUAGUGUCGGGUCUAUUUAAUUACCCCAUGGCUAUGCUAGUUUUAGCAUCCGUUCCUCCCUUAAAGGUGCUGUCUUAGCGGCUGAAUCCAUUCAUAUUCCUGGCAUCGUCCAUUUGUUUAUCCUUUUCAUUCGUCAUCGACAUCAGUGUGAAAUUUACUUGAAACUACCCCGUAAGGAUUCAGGCCUUUGACCUCAAAAUGUAUAACCUCAAACCAUAUUUCUUUUUUUUUUGAUUUAGUUGAACACUUCCAAUGUGUGAAUAAUCGACGUCAUCGCCUAAAUCAACAGUAAAACUGACUUUAAAUAACUUGAGCAGAUGAUAUAAGUCUCAUGGAUGGAGAAAUAAGAUACGUACAAUAAAAAAAGUUCUCAGUUUAGAAGAUGGAUUAGCAUAUACCUCAUUCCCAGUUGUGCAGCGCUGGAACUUAAAAUGCUAUGUAUUGACAUUAACACAGCAUUAUUUACUCAGUUAAACAAGAAAUCGUACUUCUGUUGUAGCUUUCACCUGAUCGAGCCGAUUGCUUCUAGUUUGCUGACAAUUGUGCGUGUGUGUGGGUGUGCGUGUGUAGAAACAAAAACAAACAACAAAAAGAUCUGUGAGAUAUGAAACCUUGUAUGUUGUUAAUGGGACCAUGUUUUACUUUAGAUCUUGUACAGAUUUAUAGUUUGGUUUGACUUAUUUAUUCCAUCAGUAGUUGGUUUUUAUCAUGGAUUUGUUUUCUUAAUAAAAGUCACAAAACGUU
This is a messenger RNA of Gadus morhua (Atlantic cod), 3113 nucleotides long. It is a transcript of the gene bcl7a, whose product is annotated as BAF chromatin remodeling complex subunit BCL7A. Bases 380 to 982 code for a protein of 200 amino acids. NCBI's taxonomy places the organism in Eukaryota, Metazoa, Chordata, Actinopteri, Gadiformes, Gadidae. The record is from RefSeq and is a predicted model, not a curated record. The transcript has 6 exons.